AUGUGGCGCCAGGAAUGGGAGGACACCCAACAAGAUGGCCGUUAUGUGGAUUUGGUGAAAGCCGUGACUGGCUUGGAUGUUCUGCAGAGGUUGCAAGGCCAGCUUCUGCUUUUGAAUCUGGUGUCAGCCGCGGCAUUGUUCUAUGAUGACUAUGCAGUUCCGAGAGGAGCCCCGGAUUUGACGCUGCCCGGGGAGCCCUUCACUUUCGGCUUCGUGGCCUUGGGUUUGCUGCUGGCGUACAGAGCCUUGCAGUCGCGCACCAGAUUCGCUCGCGCCAGGGACCUGUGGGACGACAUUCUGAACAUCUCCAGGAAUUUGUACCAAAACUACGGCGACAAGCUUCGAAGAGACGAGUUCAUGGAGUUGGCUCGUUGGAUUCCCGCGUUCCCCGCGGCCCUGCUCUGGCACCUGCGCCGCGACGGCGACCCGCGCAGCUUGCGGGGCCAGCUGCGGAAGAGUCGGGGCCCGGAUCAUGAAGCACAUGAGGUCCCCGAAAUCGGCGGCCUCACAGAAGUGGAGAUUGCGGAGGUGCUGAACCGCCCCGCGGGCGUCUCGGCACCUUUGUUCGUGUUGCAUCGGCUGACGGCGAUUGUCACCAGGCUGAAGUUGCCCGACGACGACCGGCUCCAAAUGACCAACUCCUUGUCUAGACUGUCCAACAUCGUCGGUUCGUGUGAAGAGCUGUCACCUAUCCCUAUGGCCUAUGUGAAGCAAACCACUCGCUUCCUGUUCUUGUACCUGAUCCUGUUGCCCUUGGGACUUCUGCAAGAGUUGGGUGCGGGAACCAUGUUGGCCGAGCAACUGAUCGCCUUUGCUCUGCUAGGUAUUGAGAACGUGGCCGCCCUCCUCGAGGAGCCUUUCCUGGCGCUUCCCAUCGAUCAGAUCUGCGCCAUCACCGCACGGGAUUCGCAGGCGCUCCGAAAUGAUUGGGACAGGUGGACCCGGUGGACCCGGGGGGAUUCGGUGGACGGCCCGGAGGCUGUCUUUUGGCGGCAGCAGCCAGGGCUUGCCGUGGAUGCCGCGGUGUUGUCGCAGAAAAUGGUGGCAGCUGAAGAGGUUAGCUACAUGGCAAGGGUGUUGAAACCCAUGGGAUCCCAUGAUAUCCCAGUUGAAAGUGAUCAUUGGAUAUCAUUGGUCUCGUUGGGCCGUGCCAUGCUACAAUCAGCGAGCAAUUUCUCUGUGCUUCGGCGCAGUGAGGAAAUGAUGGCUUUUGUUCGACAGAUGGCCAUGGCAUCGGCCACGGUGAUGCGGUUGACGCGGCUCUGCGCGGCAGAACAGGCUACUUUGCCAGGUGUGGCAGCGUCGAUGGGGAUUGAUCAACCAGGCGACUUCGCCAUCUGGCUUUUUGAGAGCCACAAGGCCGAGCACCAGAAGCAGCUGGCUGCAGGCAGGGCAGGUCAUAACGCGCAGCGGCACCGCGGCGUCCCGCGGAGGGCCUUUGAUGGCGUGGCCGAGUUUCUACCUUUGCUGGUAGCCGUCACUCCGGCCUUAGUAUAUCAACUCGCAGGAGAAGCAAAGGAUCCAGGUGUUCCACGGAGGAAAGACGUGAAGCCCUGGAGCGAAGUGAUGGAACUCUUGACCUCCGAUGUUCUCACCAGGAUCCGCAAGCCCUUGGUGUUCCUGAAUCUGAUCUCUGCGGCGGUCUUCGCCUUCAAUUUCUACAUUUUACCUCCAGGACGGGGCAACUUCGUGUUUCCUGUGGAGGGAUUCGUGGCCUUGACAUUUUGCGUGGGAGUGCUGCUUGCGCAGCGUCUCAAAACGGCCAACCAGCGAUUUCUCCGCGGAAAGAAAGCCUGGAGCGAGAUAGUGAACGUGACCAGGAACCUGAACCGUCAAGCGCAUCUCUGGGCUGAUCGUGAGAGCUUUCUGGUCUUCUCUCGUUGGCUUCCGGCGUUCCCCGCUGCGCUGCUGUGGGAUUUGCGCAAGCUGCCCGAGGAGGAGCUGCCAACGGUGCUGAAGGAUUCGCAGGGAGCUGGCGAUCAGACAGCCACCUUGGGUCUGACUCAAUUGGAAAUGGAUCAGGUGCUGACCCGGCCCGCCGGCUCCACAGCUGCGCUGUAUGUCUUGCAGAAGCUGCAUGUCGUAGCUUCUAAGCUCCAGUUGGCUGAACCUCAAAGCUCUGUACUGCAGCAAGCCUUGUCCAAAUUGUCAGAAGCCGUUAAGGCAUGCCAGAAGGAGAAACACCAGGCUGGAGAUCUAAAGCAGGGGAUGGUAGUUGUAGCCCUGGCGAGGCUCAGUGCUGACAGAUGUGUCACGCUAUGGGUUAGUGUCCUGUCCUUGGGGCCUUGGGAUGAACUUCUCAAUAGCCAUUAG
Cladocopium goreaui is the source of this 2313-nucleotide messenger RNA. NCBI's taxonomy places the organism in Eukaryota, Dinophyceae, Suessiales, Symbiodiniaceae. The record is from the annotation of a GenBank genome assembly.